Molecule: messenger RNA, 438 nt
Organism: Penicillium robsamsonii
Lineage: Eukaryota; Fungi; Ascomycota; Eurotiomycetes; Eurotiales; Aspergillaceae
Product: AP-2 complex subunit sigma
Exons: 5
Coding region: 1-438 (145 amino acids)
Biological process (GO): clathrin-dependent endocytosis; protein transport
Cellular component (GO): AP-2 adaptor complex; intracellular membrane-bounded organelle
Molecular function (GO): clathrin-cargo adaptor activity
Source: RefSeq, a predicted model, not a curated record
AUGGUUCUCUCAUUUAUCCUGGUUCAGAAUCGCCAGGGGAAAACGCGCCUGGCAAAAUGGUAUUCACCAUACAGUGAUGAAGAGAAAGUCAAAUUGAAAGGCGAGGUCCAUCGCCUCGUCGCUCCCCGAGAUCAGAAAUACCAGUCCAACUUUGUCGAGUUCCGCCGGAGUACCAAGGUCGUCUACCGAAGAUAUGCCGGCUUGUUCUUUUGCGUCUGCGUCGAUGCGAAUGACAAUGAGCUAGCCUAUCUCGAAGCUAUCCAUUUCUUUGUCGAGGUGCUCGACCAAUUCUUUGGUAAUGUGUGCGAGCUGGAUUUAGUCUUCAAUUUCUACAAGGUCUACGCUAUCCUGGACGAAGUCUUUCUCGCAGGCGAGAUUCAAGAGACAAGCAAGCAGGUUGUUCUCACGCGAUUGGAACACCUGGAUAAGUUGGAGUAG